AUGGAGGAGCCACAGGAACCAAAAGAUGCCUACGAACCUGAGCAUGGCCCUUAUCAGCCACACGAACCGGGUUAUGGUCUUGAUCAGCCAGAAUUCAGUCCAUAUGAGGAUGAGAUACCCGAUCCCCAAGCCCGGAUGCUGGCAAUCCAGAAUGCAAAAGCUUAUUUGCUGAARACCAGCACAAAAUCUGGCUUAAACUUAUAUGAUCAUCUUGCUAGUGUAAUAACAAAGAUCCUAGAUGAACAGCCCGAAAAUACAGCAGACAUAAUUGAGAAUAUCAGCAAGGAUGUGAAGUGGGCUCAGUUUCGGAAGAAAAUGGACACUCUUCGAGACGAACAUCUGAUUCUUCCAACAUAUGAAGCUGCAGAAAAGUGUAAAGCUUUGUUUGUCAAGGACAACGGAGAAGAAGAGCAUGAAGAAGUMGAUGAAGAGAUGGGACCGCCUCCUCUACCAAAUGUGAUGGAAACAGCCUUUUAUUUUGAACAGGCUGGAAUUGGCCUGAACAAAGAUGAAUCCUAUUGCAUAUUCCUUUCUCUUAAAAACCUAGUUAAUGUUCAGCCAAUCCUGACCUGUCGUUUCUGGGGCAAAAUUUUGGGCCUGGAAAUGAACUAUAUUAUAGCUGAAACACAGGUACGUGAAGUGGAGGAUCAAGAGGGGGGGGAAGCAGGACAUGAAAGAGAAGAAAUUUAUGAAGAAGGAGAGAGAGAGAUGGAUGAAGGUGAAGAAGAAGGUGAGGAGAAAGAAAAACGAGAUGAACCACCAAAGUCCACCUACAAACCCCCACCUGAGAUCCCAAGAGAAGAAAAUGGGGCUGGGACUAAUAAAUAUGUCUACUUUGUCUGCAAUGAGCCAGGCAAACCCUGGGUAAAGUUGCCUCCAGUGACACCAGCUCAGAUUGUCUGUGCCAGGAAAAUCAAGAAGUUCUUCACUGGUCGUCUGGAUGCUCCUGUUGUGAGCUUUCCUCCUUUUCCAGGAAAUGAGGCCAAUUACCUGCGUGCRCAGAUAGCUCGGAUCUCAGCAGGAACCCAUGUCUCUCCCACUGGAUUUUACCAGUUUGCAAAUGAGGAUGAAGAAGAAGAAGAAGGAGAUGCAUAUGAAGAAAACCCUGAUUUUGAGCCUCCUCCUGUGGCUGAGAUGCUGGAGUCUCUCGCCGCGUGGGCACACCAUGUAAAGAUCAUUUUAAAGCAGGGUCGUUGUGUUUGGAUUAAUCCUCAAAAAUUAGACGAAAAUGCAGAAGAAGAAGAGGAAGAGGAGGAAGAGAAAGAUGAGGAGGGAGAAGGGCAUCAGGAAGAAACAGGACCACCACUGCUUACUCUAAUCUCUGAAGAUGCAGGAAUAAGAAACAUCCCUGCUUGGACAGCUCAGGCUUCUACAAACCUGAUCCCAGAAUAYUGUAUUGCAAUCCUGCAGUCUAACCGAUGGCCUGGAGCUUAUGCCUUUGCAUCUGGCAGGAAAUUUGACAACAUCUACUUUGGCUGGGGUCACAAAUACAGUCCAGAAAACCACUCUCCUGCGCUGCCCCCGCCAGCGCAAGCAGAAUACCCCAUCGGGUCAGAAAUCACUGAGACAGUAGACCCCACUGUGGAAGAGGAAAUGGCUUUCAAAGCUGCACAGGAAGAAGCUUUAGCUGGAGAUGAUGAAGAGGAAGGUGAAGAGGAURAAGGGGAUGAUGAAUAA
This is a messenger RNA of Malurus melanocephalus (red-backed fairy wren), 1677 nucleotides long. RefSeq names its product radial spoke head protein 6 homolog A-like. The transcript has 6 exons. Gene Ontology annotation, cellular component: axoneme; radial spoke. The record is from RefSeq and is a predicted model, not a curated record. NCBI's taxonomy places the organism in Eukaryota, Metazoa, Chordata, Aves, Passeriformes, Maluridae. Gene Ontology annotation, biological process: cilium movement involved in cell motility; axoneme assembly; cilium assembly. Bases 1 to 1677 code for a protein of 558 amino acids.